UUUUUCAGCGUUACAAUGACCACCUGUUCGACUAUUGUGGCUUUGGGAAUGAUGCCAUUUAACAUGUGGCUUUACAGUAGCAGCUUGCAAACUAGCAAAAUGGUUAUUCCUUAUGACAAAAUGACUAUUUCUUUGGCCGCCGUUACUACCCCCGUAGCAGCAGGAAUGUUGUUUCGAUGGAAAUUACCAAAAAUGGCACCGUAUGUCACUAAGAUCGGCAGUUAUGCGGGAUUCGCCAUUAUUUUUAUCUGUCAAACUAUGGAACUAAUCGUAUUUCCUGAUAUAUUCGACGGAAUCGGAUGGCAAUUUUACGUUGCACUAUUUACUUUGCCCAGUUUGGGUUUGCUUCUUGGUUACGGUCUGGCUGCACUUUUCAGACAACCAAGUUGUGUAAGAAAAACGAUCGCCAUCGAAUGCAGCAUUCAGAAUAUUGGCACGGCCCUUACUGUUAUUUCUUUAUCAUUUCCUCUCAAGCUUCAAAAAGAUAUCCUUGCUUUCCCCUGGCUUUAUUCCAUACCGUUAUUGACAACUGUGACGGUAUGUUGCGCUUCGUAUCAAAUAUAUAAACGUAACUGCUUGAAGAAAACAGAUGACAACGAUGAUUUCGAGAAAAAGAAUGGUCAUCUUGCUUGCGAACAUGUCACUAGCAAUGAAGAAACUGUUGCUUUUAUGAUGGAUCACGUGAAACAAGAAAAAUUAUCAUCAGUCUAAUUGUUCACCUCAAUAUUCAAUAACAACUAUUCCAUAUAUAUAUUCUCUCAAAGCAUUUCGUGAAAAUUUGAGGGAAAUAUUAUCUAAAAUCGUCAGUUUAAUGACGGUUUAUUUUACAUAUUAUCAUUAAUCAUGAAUUUUAUUUCUGUGUCAUUCAGAUGAUGCGUGAUCAUUCUGAAACAUACAUAUCCUAUCACUUAAAAUGACGGAUUACUCUGUUAUUUUUUUUAAUGAAAUUUCAUUAUUUUUCAUUUCCUGAAGAAUCCCAAUCAUAUGAUAUUUCCUAUUCUAGAAGAUGCGGGUUUCUAUUUUUUUUAAUGCGAGAUUUACAUUUAGAAUAUUUUUAAAUAUUAAUAUGGGGGAAAAAAUUGAACUGACCCUGUUGUUCUCUUAUAAUAAGUUUUACGUGUAUGUGAAAUAAUCAAUCAAUGGGGAAAAAAUGUCUUUCGAUAAUUGAAUGUAAAUACUGGGGUCGGUUCAACUUACUUUUAUAUAUAUUUAUUAUAUAAUAAUUAUUGAAUGUACUUAUUUUAUUAUUUUUAUGUUUAAAAAAUCAUUAAAUGAAAUAUUAAAAAGUAUCAUGUUCCUUAUUAAGACAUUUUUAU
Molecule: messenger RNA, 1316 nt
Organism: Centruroides sculpturatus (bark scorpion)
Lineage: Eukaryota; Metazoa; Arthropoda; Arachnida; Scorpiones; Buthidae
Product: ileal sodium/bile acid cotransporter-like
Exons: 4
Coding region: 16-711 (231 amino acids)
Biological process (GO): bile acid and bile salt transport
Cellular component (GO): membrane
Molecular function (GO): bile acid:sodium symporter activity
Source: RefSeq, a predicted model, not a curated record